UGACCGGAAGUGCUCUCUUUCGGGUCGGAGACGCUUUGGCGGCCCCUCGGCCUCUGAGCGGAGGAAGAGGGAGGGAUGACGGAGCCCGAGGCGGGAGGCGGCGGUGGCGGAGGCGCUGAGGGGGAGAAGGAGAAGGAGAGGGACCCGGGGGCUUCGGCGGGGGCGGCUGCCCCUUCCUCCUCCUGCUCCUCCUCCUCCUCCGGGGGAGACCCGCUCCUGAUCCGCGUCACCGUCAAGACCCCCAAAGACAAGGAGGAGAUCCUGACCGCGGAAAGGGCCUCCGUCAGGGAGUUCAAGGAGGAGAUCUCCAGGCGCUUCAAGGCCAAGCAGGAUCAGCUGGUUCUGAUCUUUGCCGGGAAGAUCCUGAAGGACGGGGACACGCUCCACCAGCACGGCAUCAAAGACGGGCUGACCGUCCACCUGGUCAUCAAGACGCCCCAGAAGUCCCAGGAUCCUUCCUCCCUGAUGGCUGCUGCCACCGCUGCCUCUCCUGCUGCCAGCGCUGCUCCUGCUGCCACACCGGCUGCCCCCUCUGCAGCCCCUGCGUCUCCCGCGGCCCCCUCUCAGCCAUCCACCUCCAGCAACACGCUCUCAGACGCUGCAAACAGCAGCCGGAGAAGCAGCGGGUUAGGGCCCACGCCGGGCCCAGUGGCGGAAGGGACGCCCAGUGGGGCCACCUCCAUCUUGUCGGGCUUCGGUGGCAUCCCAGGGCUUGGCCAGCUGGGGAUGGGCUCGGCCAACUUCAUGGAGCUCCAGCAGCAGAUGCAGCGGCAGCUGAUGUCCAACCCAGAGAUGCUUUCCCAGAUCAUGGAGAACCCGCUGGUGCAGAACAUGAUGUCCAACCCAGACUUCAUGCGGCAGAUGAUCAUGGCCAACCCCCAGAUGCAGCAGCUGAUGGAGCGCAACCCAGAGAUCAGCCACAUGUUGAACAACCCAGAGCUCAUGCGCCAGACAAUGGAGCUGGCCCGGAACCCCGCCAUGAUGCAGGAGAUGAUGCGCAACCAAGACCGGGCACUGAGCAACUUGGAGAGCAUUCCAGGAGGGUACAAUGCCUUGCGCCGGAUGUACACGGACAUCCAGGAGCCCAUGUUCAGUGCAGCCCGGGAACAGUUUGGCAAUAACCCCUUCUCAGCCCUGGGCGGGAAUGCGGAGGCUCCGAACUCUCAGCCACUGCGGACGGAAAACCGAGAGCCCUUGCCCAACCCUUGGAGUCCCUCUCCCGCUUCUCAGGGCCAGACAUCUAGUGGUGAUGGAAGCACAGGUUCCACCCCGAGCCAAAGCACGCCCACAGUCUCCAACCCACUGGGGAUCAAUGCGGCCAAUCUGGGUACAGGGGUGUUCAGCAGCAGUGAGAUGCAAGGCCUUCUGCAGCAGAUCUCUGAGAACCCACAGCUCAUGCACACUGUCGUCUCAGCCCCUUACAUGCGCACGAUGUUGCAGGUGCUUUCCGAAAACCCUGACCUGGCAGCCCAAAUGAUGGUGAACGUUCCCCUCUUUGCCGGCAACCCUUCGCUUCAGGAGCAGAUGCGGCUUCAGCUCCCUGCCUUCCUGCAACAGAUGCAGAACCCUGACUCUUUCUCAGUCCUGACCAACCCACGCGCCCUGCAGGCCCUCCUCCAGAUCCAGCAGGGGCUUCAGACGCUGCAGACGGAGGCCCCGGGGCUGGUGCCCAGCCUGGGCUCCUUUGGUGCCCCCCGAGUCCCCCCGGCCUCUUCUGGAGGCAGCACAGUCCCCGAAACGCCCUCCGCCUCGACACCCGGCAGUGCCUCUCCCACCAGGGAUGCCCAUCCUCAGCAGCAGCUCAUGCAGCACAUGAUGCAGAUCCUGGCUGGCGCAAACUCACAAGUGCAGAGCCCGGAGGUCCGGUUCCAGCAGCAACUGGAGCAGCUCAAUGCCAUGGGCUUCAUCAACCGCGAGGCCAACCUCCAGGCCCUCAUUGCCACUGGUGGGGACGUCAACGCUGCCAUUGAGAGACUGUUGGGCUCCCAGCCGUCCUAACGCCACAUUUGCCACAGGCGCCCUCCAGUCUGCAUUGCGGGGUCCGCAUGCACGCAGAAGCAAGGGGAGGGGGCCUCCACCAAGAAGACUGUGCCACCUCAUGCCCACAACCCUCACCUGGACAAGUGGUUCAUAGAUUUGGAACUGAAAAACUGGAAAAGGCCUGGAAUGAAGUGCAGCCUGUUCUCUGUUUUUCUUCCCUGAGUCUUUACAGACAAGCAUCGUUCAUGGAUUCUGGUUCCUGUGGCUCUUUUGGACACAUGCCUUCCCCCCCAAUUAGGCUCUAGUUCGUAGAAGGGUAACUUCUAGGGAACCCAAGCGACUGUCUUGGAUUAGCUUGCUAUUUUUUAAAAAUGAGAAGAAGUCUCUCUUCCUUUCCUUGCCUGCCCCAUCAUCCCAUCUGCAGCCAAAAACCUAGUAGCAUCUCCCCACUUCACCACUGAAGGUUUUGCUCAGACGGAAGAAGGUCUCAAAAUCCUGGAGGAUGUGUGUCAUACAAAGCCCAGGAAGAGUCUUAGAAAGGCUCUCAGUAUUUUUAUUUGGCAUCUUUUCUGGGUGGGCAUAACCACAAUGAGCAGAGAUUUGAAUUAAGGUGUGUAAAAAUGCCAGCCGACUGAGCUUUUGCUCCGUGAAAUGCUGAAUAAAAAAGGGUCGUCUUCAAGGCGUGGCACAGAUUAUCAUGACUCCCCAUCCCUGAAAUCAUUCUCCAGGGUUUUUUCUGCUUGGCUUCGUGCUGAAUAGCCAGAAGAUGGCUUGCCACCAGGUUAGACACCAACCACCCCUGCGGUGUUGUCCAGAGGGGCAAAGAGGUGGCUGAAAACUAAGGUUUCACCCUUGCCUCCAAAGCCGCCUUUUGAAUGUAACUUUAUCCCUUACUGUAUCCCCCUAAUUCCUCCCCAGCAUCCAGUCCAUGGCAUGGCUGCCUCUUUGAUGCACCAGGCUUUUGGAAAACGGAAGAAUCGGGGGGGAUCCCUUUUCAUGUUUUGGGGGGAUGCUGUUGAUGGCUUUCUCCCCCUCUUUUGGCUUGUUCUCCCUGGCGUUCAGUUCAGGAUGUCCGAAAUCAGCCGGCUGUCCGAAGGCGGCCCCCAAGAACCUCCGGCAGCAAAAUUUGCAAGCGAAGCCACAAGUGGGUUUCCUUUCCCUUUUGCUCUUUCCCAGGAAUAAAAGGCACAAAUCAUCUCUU
Molecule: messenger RNA, 3181 nt
Organism: Sceloporus undulatus (fence lizard)
Lineage: Eukaryota; Metazoa; Chordata; Lepidosauria; Squamata; Phrynosomatidae
Gene: UBQLN4
Product: ubiquilin 4
Exons: 11
Coding region: 76-1998 (640 amino acids)
Biological process (GO): ubiquitin-dependent protein catabolic process
Cellular component (GO): cytosol
Molecular function (GO): polyubiquitin modification-dependent protein binding
Source: RefSeq, a predicted model, not a curated record